AUGGCUUCUGGUGUGGCCCUAAGUGCUUCACCGGUCGGCACGGAUGAGGCAGGACGAACGGUGUGGCAAAUCGCUGCCGCCACUCCUACAUCUGGGGCAGCUGUAUCAGCCUUCACGGGUACAGCCACCCUUGUCGCGGGCUCCUCUGACUCGUAUAUGCUUUACGACAACACCUCGCUCGAUGCUAUGUUCGGCAUGUCAUGUUCGGUGGAGGACGGCAUCGCGCUGUGCGAGCUCAUUGGCACCAAUGCAACGACAACCUCGUCAGGAGAAGUCGUCCGUACAACAUUCGUCACAACCACUACUACUAUCACUGUGACGACACGGACGGUGCAGGGAGGGACGGGCACGGGAACCAGCUCUCUUCCGCUGAUCACCUCGCUGAAUAGUGGAGUGUUGCCGCCUCUGAUCUCGACGGGAAAUGCUACUGCGACUUCUACCUCGGCCACAAAUGUAACGUUCUCUGCCAACUCGACCGUUACGUCUGCGACUACCACCCUCUCACCAUCCGCAGUCCUCAUCACCGCAUCUGUAUCGACCUCCUACGCAAAGCCAACUGCCCGAGCAACACGUCGAAAUGCAAUUGGAAUAGGCAUAGGGUUUACAGCCGUUGGACUGAAGAAGGAUAGGUUUGGCCAAGAUUCUGAACAGCAGGAUUGGGCUUGA
Molecule: messenger RNA, 666 nt
Organism: Stereum hirsutum FP-91666 SS1
Lineage: Eukaryota; Fungi; Basidiomycota; Agaricomycetes; Russulales; Stereaceae
Exons: 4
Coding region: 1-666 (221 amino acids)
Source: RefSeq, a predicted model, not a curated record